AUGGAAUCUCGUCUGGAGAAAGGUCCAAUUUGUGGCGUAGAGAAUUGUCGGUCGCGAUGGUACGAAGAAGGGGAAGACGGCUAUCGUUAUUGCCAGAACGGACAUCAACAAUUUGGCUUGAUUCGCGCGGCGGACGAUGAUGACUUUACCCUUGCGACAACUACGAGGACACGCAAGAAGAAGGAUGUCAAUGACCAAGUAAAAGUAGUGAAACACUUCAGUGGGCGGCAUGCUCUUGACUUGUAUCUAAAAUGCCUCCAACUCAUCUUGCGACACCAAGUGUGGUACCUAAUUAAAGAUCAAGGGCUGCCGGCAGAGCUGGAGUUUAUUGUCUUUGAUCUCUGGGCUCUUCGUAUCGCUCAAUUUGGUGAGAGAAUUGCGAGUGACAAUCGCAUCCACUCACAACCUCAAUCGCAGGUGUUCAGUACCUUGGAAACUGACGAGAGCGAGACGGACGGCGCAACAACUACGCUCCGAACGCCAAAAGGACGAGAAAGGAAGCUCGAUGGCAUUCCCAACCUCCUCGACUGUCUAGCAUUGUGCUAUCUGGGAAUCCUGACACUACGGUUGCCUAUCACACCAGGCGACAUCUAUCACUGGGUCACGGAAGGCAAACUAGCAUACAGAGGAGCGAUAAAAUGCUUGCCUCUCACGAUGCGGGACCGAUUAUCACCUUCCUAUCAUGCCACUCUCAACCCAAACGCACUUCUGAGGUACAAGCGAUUCUACGCAGCGCUCACCGAUCUACAAAUAAGCAUCACAAAAGACCAUAAGAUUGCGUGGGCACCACUUAAUCACCGACUGUUGCUUUUCCGGUACCUUAAAGAGCUAGGACUGCCACUCGAAGUCUACGACGUGACUGUUAGACUCGGUAAAUUACUUGGCUACGACUUCGUAUUCCAGCAAGAAGGAAAGAAGAAGCUUGGUAUCAGACAUCUGCCAGAAGCACAACUUGUUGGCUGUCUUAUUGUGUGCGUCAAGCUGUUGUACCCUUUCCAUGACGAACAGCGUCACCCUCGUUCAGCCACCGAGCCCACAGCAGCGGUGAUAAAUUGGAGACACUGGCACGAGCAGCUUGAAAUCAAGAAGAGGGAACAGAAAGGCGCAAAUCAACGCUUCACAGUCGAGGAUUUGACCAAUUUUGAGGAAAAUGAUAUCUUCGAUCUAACGUCUGAUAACCUUGAUCAGUAUCUCGACUUUUACGCCGAAACCUUCCUUGAUGAUGCAGAAAUCCAGCGAACGAAGAGCACAGACGACUUUCGGAAUGCAAUGUAUGGCAUGUUUCCGAUUGAAAGUGGAUCAGCAGCUCCUGCCCACCCGACCUUAGACAUGUUGCCGGAAAACGACAAAAUGGCAAUGGUUGAAGCUGUGCAUGGCUCUAUAGAGGUAAGAGCAACAGUGGAUGAUGAACACAACAAUACGGGCACUUUGAGACCUGGUCAGCUGUAUCGCUCCUACAAGAAAGAGAAAGAUCUACCGGAACAUGCUAAGGCAUUCCACGAAGAGGUAGCAAAGCUGGCAGGGCUAUCGAUGGAUAUGUUGACGAUGGCGGUGUUCUUUACAGAAGCGAGAAUCCAGAAGUGGCGGAGGACGCAGGAGGCAGACAAGCAGCGACCAGCCAGCGUUUGA
Messenger RNA from Ascochyta rabiei, 1629 nucleotides. RefSeq lists its product as uncharacterized. The record is from RefSeq and is a predicted model, not a curated record. Bases 1 to 1629 code for a protein of 542 amino acids. Gene Ontology annotation, cellular component: RNA polymerase transcription factor SL1 complex; RNA polymerase I core factor complex. The transcript has 3 exons. Gene Ontology annotation, molecular function: RNA polymerase I core promoter sequence-specific DNA binding. Gene Ontology annotation, biological process: RNA polymerase I preinitiation complex assembly; nucleolar large rRNA transcription by RNA polymerase I. NCBI's taxonomy places the organism in Eukaryota, Fungi, Ascomycota, Dothideomycetes, Pleosporales, Didymellaceae.